CCAAAAUGUACGACAGGUCUAAUCAGAUCCUGGUCGUGUGUGUUGUGUUCUUCAUUCUUUCUUGGAUUUCUGUAGGACUACGCGUAUACGUAAAGUGGGUCAAAUUCGGCUGGGAUGAUGGAGCCAUGCUUGCGACUUUGCUUCUCUUUACGGCUUACUUAAUAUGCCAACUCGGCAGUCUCGCACAUGGUAACGGGAGACAUCGUGCAACCAUGACUGAUGCAACAGCCCAGAUUGGAUUGAUGCUGUUCUACACCUUGGCGACAUCGAUGUUGAAGAUCUCUAUCGGACUCUUCUUUCUACGAAUCGCCAACAACAAGUGGCAUAUCUGGAUCAUCAAGACAAUCAUGUACUGUAGCGCCGUGCUCGGUCUCACAUACUUCGGCAUCGUCCUGUUCCAGUGCCACCCAAUCUCCUUCUGGUGGGACCUCAACCCCGAUCACCAUGGACAUUGUUUGAGCGCUUCGGUGUAUUCUGUUGCGGGUUAUGUGGUCUCAGCCUUGAACUCGGUGGCAGACUGGGUCUUUGGUCUGCUACCGAUCUUCAUCGUCAAAGACUUGCAGAUGCAGCGUCACCAAAAAGCGGUCGUGGCGAUCAUUCUCGGUUUUGCUGCGGUCGGAAGUUCUGCGACCAUCAUUCGUCUACCUUACGUCUGGACUUUGGAACAUUACAAGGGCGAGUUUCUCUGGCGCACUGCCGAUGUGGCAAUCUGGACUACUGUCGAGGUUGGAAUCGGCAUCACUGCUGGCAACUUGGGAACUCUGAGACCACUGAUGCAGCGUGUCAUGACUUUCAUGGGCAUCACAAGCUCUUCAGGACCCGGCUCGAAGACCUGGACCAAGCGCAACAAAAACGGAGCUCACGCCUACAUGAACAGCGGAGCAACGCCACUAGAAGAUUUCACAAAAGGAGGAGUCAAAACGACUGUCACAAUCCGCGGAGGCGCUUCUAGUAGUGAUGACACAAAAUGGNGAGGACUCUCCAGGACCGACAGCGAGGAAGAGUUCGUACCUGGCGCGAACAAACUGCACGAUGGAGGCAUCCUACACAGUGUUCAGAUCGACACACAAUACGAGGAGACACUACAUGAUGAUAGGUCUAGUGGUAACGCCUCACAACGCGCGAUACAAGCAUACGAGAGGGUG
Messenger RNA from Aureobasidium musti, 1145 nucleotides. The record is from the annotation of a GenBank genome assembly. NCBI's taxonomy places the organism in Eukaryota, Fungi, Ascomycota, Dothideomycetes, Dothideales, Saccotheciaceae.